Gossypium raimondii (Peruvian cotton) is the source of this 2017-nucleotide messenger RNA. RefSeq names its product probable WRKY transcription factor 57. The record is from RefSeq and is a predicted model, not a curated record. The transcript is spliced from 4 exons. The coding region runs from base 381 to 1310 and encodes 309 amino acids. Gene Ontology annotation, biological process: regulation of DNA-templated transcription. NCBI's taxonomy places the organism in Eukaryota, Viridiplantae, Streptophyta, Magnoliopsida, Malvales, Malvaceae. Gene Ontology annotation, molecular function: sequence-specific DNA binding; DNA-binding transcription factor activity.
GAAAAAAUGUAAAUGAGCUUACACAAUAAUCUGGAGAGAGAACAACUAACCUAACUCGUUGCUAAAAACUGUCGUCCUUUCCACUUCCUUCCUCCAUACCCGGAGCUUUAAAUAUUAGCCUCCCGUCACUGUUUCUCGGUUGACGCCAAUAUUUUUCUAACUUUUAAUUUUCUUCCCCCUUUAUUCGAUCCCCUUCUCUCUCUUUGGAUUGAUGGGACAAAAAGAAAGCUUUUCAAAAUCCACGCGUGCUUUCCCAACACUAAAACUCACGCAUUCUCCAACCCCAAAACCCUAGCUCUUCUUUCCCUUUCCGCGUUUCUUUUAGAUUCUGCUUCCAUGCUUUGAAUCCUUUGAUUUUUCUUCACUUUGCUGUUAUACUUAUGGAAGACAAAGAGGGGGGCAAGCCAGGAACUGCGUUUACAUCCGAGUCGAGCUGGACAUUUUCUGGGGGAGGACCUGACUCAGUCUCCAGCAGCGUUAAUUACUUCUUCGACAAGGACAGUAGUAUACUGAGCGAGUUUGGUUGGGAUCUACAACCGGACCAUGCCGAUGACUUUGGACGGUUCGCUGAAAUCGACCGGACUGACUCCGCCAGGCCUGAAUUGGUGGGAAACUUGAGCGCCUCUCAAAGCUGUGCUGCAGCUGAUAUUGUUGUUCGUUGUUCGGUUUCGGGGACGGCUUCGAAUCCGGGUGGGUCAGCUGAUGUGUCGACAUCGAAUCCGUCGGUGUCGUCGAGCUCCAGUGAGGAUCUGCCGGAGAAAUCUACGGGCUCCGGCGGAAAACCGCCCGAGAUACCGAGUAAGGUGAGGAAGAAGGGGCAAAAGCAAAUACGGCAGCCACGUUUUGCAUUUAUGACCAAGAGUGAGGUUGAUCAUCUUGAAGAUGGCUAUCGAUGGCGGAAAUAUGGACAAAAAGCUGUCAAAAACAGUCCAUUUCCUAGGAGCUAUUAUCGCUGUACAAAUAGCAAAUGCACAGUGAAGAAGAGGGUAGAACGCUCUUCUGAAGAUCCUGCCAUUGUUAUCACUACAUAUGAAGGUCAACACUGUCAUCACGGUAUCGCAUUCCCCAGAGGUGGACUCAUCUGCCAUGAAGCUGCGUUUGCUGGUCAAUUGACACCGCCAGUCUCACAAAUUUAUCAUCCAGGGGUGCAGUCACAUAGGCAAAUGCCUCCGAGCAUAACACAAUUACAGCCGCACCAAGCACCCGUUGACGUAGGAGAACCACAUCCGGAGCCUGAACCCACCUCACAGCUCCCCACAGAUGAAGGGUUACUCGGUGAUAUUGUGCCUCCUGGAAUGCGUGGCAGAUGAGAAAGAGAAUAUGGCCUGUAAUUGAUGGGUAUCAACUGAAGGGCAGCCAAGUCAUGCAACACAAUACUUUUCUCAAGAUGGAAGUGAGUCAUUUACCUGAAAAGGUUCACACAGAUGAUUAUAUCAUAAAUUAUUAUUAUAUUUACUUACACAAGCUCAGCUAUAAUGCUUGCGUGAGGUCAUUAAUCUCUUAUGGUGCCCAUAUUUUAUCUAAUUUCAACCCUUCAAUUCUAAUCUAUGCAUCUGAAUAUUGAAAUUCCUGUUGGUUAGGUUUAGGAGAUUAAUUACUGCAGAUCAUAUAAAAUUAGUAGUAACAUUACUUGUUAUUUUUCUUAUGUAUAAAUUCAAAGAAAAUGUGGGAAAAGAACCGAAUGUUGGAACUGUUCUGCAGUUGGGAGGAGUUGUUUACAUCUUCAUGGUUGUUUACGUGACUGUGAAGUGGUGGAAUCGAUGAUUUAGCAGUAUAAUAUAGAAUAAAGGGGACUUGUUCUUGCUUUUUUAUCUCAUAGUUGCUGCAGAGUUUGACAGUCAGCUGACAUUGCUUUCCUUGCCAAUCCUUACUUUAUGUUUUAGAUUUGUUUUUUGGGUAAUCUUCAUGUAUUAGAUAUUAGUUAUUAUACCAAGUCAAUAUCUAAUAUUUUUAUUGUAUAUGCAUUCAACCAAAACAAAAGAGAUUGUAUAUAAAUUGGUAUGGAUCAAUUGAAUCA